AUGUCGAAGUACGCUUCCGGCUAUGAGCUGACGCCGAUCGAACAAAACGGCAUGAGACAGUACAAACGUAUCGCCAUUAUUCUUCGUCUACUUCUAACGGAACAUGACUAUGAUAGGGAGACUCAGACGGUUCAGUGGGAGAUUCUAGAGGCCUUCAGGGAAGCCACAGAGGCGUGGCCAUUCCUUUGCUGCAGUGUUGGAGCGGAUAAAGAUGGGAAGUUGACACUGCUGGGCACGCCAGCCAUGAUUAUUAAGGAUGCGCAAUCUGAGCUGCUUGAUGCCCAUGGUCGUACCAGAAUCGACCCUAGAUUCGAAGAGAUGCGUUCACAGCUGGAUUCAAAUUCCUUGGGCGCUGAUUUCUUUCGCUCGGAAGCGGGAUUGAGUCUCACCACAGGGAUGCCAACAGUGAUGAUCAAGCUUUCUCUUCUGAGCCGCUGCCUUGUGGUGGGAUUUUCUUUCUACGAAGCCGUCUUUGACGGAGAGUUUAUUGGUCGGUUCUUUUCCCGGCUGAUUGACUUUACGUGGCAUCGCGGUGACAACAACGGCCAUAUUUGGGACCGGACGACGUUUGUUCCAUCGGCCGAUAUCGACCGAAAUAUGUUUUGUUUUUACAACUGGCGCUUAGAGCCACUGCCUCUGAUCACGCCAAAGGACAGACUGGUUUGUCGGCUUAUUGAAUUCAAAAAGGCCUUCGUGACGGAUCUGAUUGGACGUAUUCGACAGGAGGUAGGUAACUCCGCUCCUGGAUGCAAGGACGAAUACUCCGUUGUUGCCAUGCUGUGGGUUACAAUUGUACAUGCGCGGAUUUUGAAAGACAGGAUCGGGGCUUGGGACACUGCAAGGCUCAACAUCCUACUUCCUGGACAGCCGAACGCAACACGAGGGGAGGCGUAUGACUGGAAUUACUUUGGCAACUCGACGGUGCCCACUGUGGCCCAGCUCAGCGUUCCUCGUCUACUCUACUUCGCCAGCGACGACGGAUCCCAUGGUUUCCAGGGCGAGAUCGAGCCUAAAUACACCGUCAGAGGGCUCGCUGAUGCGGCUAAAGCAAUUCACUAUGCAAUCAACAAGGUGGACGGCACCUACGUGCGGCGUCUCAUGGGCGCCAAGAAGACCCUGCACCCCAGCCUCGACUUGGCGGCAUACAACCGGGGCAUCGACCGCCACAGGACCGGCAUGGUAUUCGAGGACUGGAGCGGCUACUCUAGCUACCAGAACCAGGUGAUCGGAACGCCGUACACGAGAGGCUAUGCGGAGGCAUUCCUGCCAUGCGCGGAUGACAAGGAGGAGGGCAAGAUUGUGUUGCUGCCGCAGCGGCGAGGCCCGGUUGCCAGCGAAGACGAGAUUGGCUGGGCGACGUGGGUUUGUCUAGACGUUGAGGAGAUGCCUCGUGUGCUGAGGCAGCUGAAUAGGCAGGGUUGGAUCAUGGGGGAAGCUGCUCCGUUUAGAAAUACGAGGAGAAGCCUGUAA
Molecule: messenger RNA, 1470 nt
Organism: Trichoderma harzianum CBS 226.95
Lineage: Eukaryota; Fungi; Ascomycota; Sordariomycetes; Hypocreales; Hypocreaceae
Exons: 1
Coding region: 1-1470 (489 amino acids)
Source: RefSeq, a predicted model, not a curated record